AUGAAAACCAAGGCGUUUAUCUUCAUAUUCUUUCUCUGUUCACUAAUUUUUAUCUCUAUCGUAACAAUUGAGCCAUCCAAAGAUGAAAUACAACGUAAAUAUAUAAAUUAUUCAAAGCACAAUUGUUUUUCUUCUUUAAUUAUUAUGGUUGGUGCAAUAGAAGAAUUCAAAACAAAAGCUGGGAUUGAUCAUAGAUGGAGACCAUGGGGUGGAGGUUGGGUAAAACGGGGAAACGGAAAGGGUGGUGCAGGAGCAAGAAAAGGCGGACAAGGCUCGGAUAGAUCAAGCUCAGGAGGAAAUGCUGGUGAAGGAGGUGCACAAAGUGGAGUGAUGAACAAAACGAAGGCGGAGAAGAGAAAGAAACUGGAAUUGAUGGAGGAGGAAGACUAGAAAAUAAUAAAAAAGAUUUGGGGGAUUUAAGCAAAUUGGGAGACCGACAUGAAAAGUAGACGUAAGAAAGCAUGUGUUGUAUCCUAGGAUGUUUGUAAAAUAAAAUCAAUGACUCUAUCUACUCCAUGUCUAGUCUCUAUAAUAGGAUGAACAGUUUUCUGUAAAUUAAUAUGCCUUUUACUAAUAUCCUUAAAUUUGAUAGAUAAUAAAAUAUUGGACUUAUGUUAUUGGGCCCAUUAA
Molecule: messenger RNA, 630 nt
Organism: Trifolium pratense (red clover)
Lineage: Eukaryota; Viridiplantae; Streptophyta; Magnoliopsida; Fabales; Fabaceae
Exons: 3
Coding region: 1-390 (129 amino acids)
Source: RefSeq, a predicted model, not a curated record